Notechis scutatus (mainland tiger snake) is the source of this 1666-nucleotide messenger RNA. Lineage: Eukaryota; Metazoa; Chordata; Lepidosauria; Squamata; Elapidae. The record is from RefSeq and is a predicted model, not a curated record.
AUGGGAGUUGUAGUCCAACUCCUGGGACACCGGCCGCAAACGCCCAUUCGUUUCUCAAGCAGCCCCGCCAAGACACGGCUAGGCCUUCGGGAGGCUCCCGGGGUACGAAGCCUUUCGGAGAGCGGCAGCCUAGAAGUUUUGCCCCUCGCGGCCACCAUGGCAUCGGGGGAUGGAAACCAGGAAACGGGGGGUCCCCCUGAUUUUCAUGGCACUCCCUUCCGGUGGGGAUCCCUUCUGUCUGCAGUAAGAGAUCAGAUUCCUUCGAUGGACUCGGAUGUAUCUCUGGCUGAUAGCGAUGAAGAUGGGGACCUUUUUCUCUUCCAACGAGAUCAGUCCAACUUGAUUCCUGACCUGAUGGAAGAACUAGAAGAUCUUCCACUGGAAGAAUCAUACUUGCAAGAAACCUUCUCCUUCAUGAGGCCUCCCCAGGAGGCCUGGAAUGGAGAUCUGAGAAGUUCAGCUUUUCAGAAUGAGGGAGUCCUUCUGUCCGAACCUAGCGGGGGCCUCUUGCUUGAACUCCGAUCUCAAAAUGAAGAAGACCCAAGCCAAGAUGCCAUUAGUUCUUUGGAAUUCUCCAUCAAUGAGCAACGGUUGGAUGAGGGCAUUUCAAGGGUCAUUGCCGGAAAAGUGUGGGAUCUUGGGAAAGAGAAGGACAUGCCAGGUUCAUCCCCUGACGUGAUACCACCCGUGGAAAUACCGCCUUUCUUGAGGUCGGACGAUAGUGAGGAAGAGCGGAGGAGGCUCAUCGAAACCCAGAUCCUUUCCAAAGCACCGUUGAGACCUCUUUCUGGCCUAGGCUGUCCAGAACCCCAAGAUAAGAACAAGGAAGGAAGAACGGCAGAGGUCAAAAAGGAGGAGGCAGUUGUGUCAGUUGAACAUCCUCCAGAACUGACACUAUUUCGCUUCAAGGAUAUUGAGAAAUGGGAUCUAGACAAAGUUCUCCAGAAGCUAGAGAGGCAAAGCAAAGCUAUAAGCUGGCCAGGGGAAGCUGAAUCUCCUUCUUUGCGCCAUGAACGUUUCAGGGCUGUGACCCAAUCGAAGCUGAUGGCAAAACUGGAAGAAUUGUCUCGUAAGCAGUCCAAGGCAUUUUCCUCCCACUGGCAGAGGCACCCCCCAAAAUCUCCCUCCCUUGACAAAUGCCAGGGAGAUGUGAGAGACGUUUCUGUUCCAGCACCAAUAAAAAAUGAUCUGAGUUGGAUUCCAGCAGCUUUAUGCGUUCCAGAGCCUCCAACAGUGUAUAUUGAUUUAAGGGACACCAUAUCUCAAAAGGUGGAGUCUUUGGCUGAUGAAACACAAAGCUUGAGCGACAGCUCCUCUGAUGAUGAUGAGGAAGAUAUGAACGGGACAACCCAAAACGAAGAAGAACGGAGGCUGGAUGAGUUUUCUUCAGCAUCACGGUACAGCAAAAAUUGCACUGGGAAAUGUUCUCUACUGCAACAGCUCCGAAACUUUCGAAAACAGAUGUCUCAGUCGCCGGCCACUGAACCAAACAAAAGAAGCCAAAACCUGCAGCAACCCAACAGAACCAGUCAGCUGAAUGUCAGAACAACAAGGCAGAGCCUGAAACCCAGAGGUCAAUCUUCCAUGAAGACAGGAGAAAUGGAACCUGAUGGAAAGAAUCCCUUCCCCGUUGACUGAGCUAAGUGAGGAGCUAAGCCUUCUGGAG